GGUGGAGGUGGUCGUGGGUCCCCUUUUCCCCACGCGCAGACACCUGUUACAGCCACUCAAAGUGAAAACCACAAACCCAGAUUGCCGACAGCCAGGCUGAGAGGGUUGGAGAGGAAAGGUCCCUUUACCAUCCCUGUGCAGCUCAAGACAAAAGGGAAGGAGCAUACUAAAAUGUCACCUGAGGUUGCCUUGAACAGAAUUUCUCCAGCGCUCUCACCCUUCAUUUCCAGUGUGGUCAGAAAUGGAAAAGUAGGACUGGAUGCUACUAAUUGUUUACGGAUUACAGACUUGAAAUCUGGCUGUACAUCCUUGACCCCUGGACCUAGCUGUGAUCGGUUUAAGCUACAUAUCCCUUAUGCUGGAGAAACACUCAAAUGGGAUAUAAUUUUCAAUGCUCACUAUCCUGACCUGCCACCAGAUUUUAUCUUUGGAGAGGAUGCUGAAUUUUUGCCAGAUCCUUCUGCCUUGCAUAAUUUAGCUUCUUGGAAUCCUGCAAACCCGGAAUGCCUCCUGCUUGUUGUGAAAGAGCUUGUGCAGCAGUAUCACCAAUUUCAGUGCAGCCGAUUACGUGAGAGUUCUCGGCUCAUGUUUGAAUAUCAGACUUUACUCGAAGAGCCCCAGUAUGGAGAAAACAUGGAAAUCUAUGCUGGCAAAAAAAACAACUGGACUGGAGAAUUCUCAGCUCGAUUCCUCUUGAAGUUGCCUGUAGAUUUCAGCAAUAUUCCUACAUACCUUCUCAAGGAUGUGAAUGAAGAUCCUGGGGAAGAUGUUGCACUUCUCUCCGUUAGUUUUGAGGAUGCAGAAGCUACCCAAGUUUUUCCUAAGCUGUAUCUCUCCCCGCGUAUUGAACA
This is a messenger RNA of Balearica regulorum gibbericeps (East African grey crowned-crane), 851 nucleotides long. NCBI's taxonomy places the organism in Eukaryota, Metazoa, Chordata, Aves, Gruiformes, Gruidae. The record is from RefSeq and is a predicted model, not a curated record.